Syngnathus acus (greater pipefish) is the source of this 935-nucleotide messenger RNA. RefSeq names its product chymotrypsin-like elastase family member 2A. Lineage: Eukaryota; Metazoa; Chordata; Actinopteri; Syngnathiformes; Syngnathidae. Gene Ontology annotation, biological process: proteolysis. Bases 45 to 863 code for a protein of 272 amino acids. The record is from RefSeq and is a predicted model, not a curated record. Gene Ontology annotation, molecular function: serine-type endopeptidase activity. The transcript is spliced from 8 exons.
UUGCGUUGUUUUUCUGAAGUUAGCCAGUUGGACACAGAGCAGCCAUGAGGAAGCUGCUUCUUCUCACUUUAAUGGUAGCUCACGGAACAUUCAAUUGUGUUGCUGGAUGCGGCCUUCCCGCCUACCCUGCUGUGCUGGGUCGAGUGGUAGCAGGAGUGGACGUCAAGCCACACAGUUGGCCCUGGCAGGUUUCCCUCCAGUCAGACAGCAGUGGGCGCUGGAGUCAUGUUUGUGGGGGAACCUUGAUUGCAUCUGAGUGGGUCCUCACUGCGGCCCACUGCAUCAAUGGCCGUUACAACUACAGAGUGGAAAUGGGUAAACACAGCUUAACGGCGAGUGAGGAGAACUCAACAGCUCGGUGGGCCGCCCGGAUUAUCACCCAUGAAGGCUACAACAUCCUGCUCAGCCGCAACGACAUUGCCCUGAUCAAGCUUUCUACCCCCGUGGUCUUCUCUGACACCAUCAUGCCAUCCUGCCUCCCACAACGUGAUGCCGUCCUUCCCCAUGGCACUGCAUGCUACAUAACUGGCUGGGGUCGGUUGUCCACUGAGGGUGCACCAGCUGACAUCCUGCAGCAGGCUCUCCUGCCCGUGAUCAACCAUGACACCUGCUCACAGCCCGAAUGGUGGGGCGUCCUGGCAACCGACAAGAUGGUGUGCGCUGGUGGAGAUGGCGUCACUGCUGGCUGUAAUGGAGACUCUGGGGGCCCUUUGAACUGCCAGAACCCUGAUGGCUCCUGGACUGUACAUGGUGUGGUGAGCUUUGGUUCAGGGCAGGGCUGUAACUUCUUCCAGAAGCCAACAGUGUUUACUCAAGUCAGCUCCUAUCUGGAUUGGAUUGAUAGAGUUGAGAGCAACUACUGAUGCGGCUGUUCAAACUUAUGUCAUUUGGAAAAUGGAAAACUGAAAUGGUUUGAUUUAAACAAUAGAAAAUCU